UUGAAAUUAGAAAACUGUUAUGAUUUCUGAGUUUUACACUAUUCCAAAAUGAUUUGUCUGAGAUACUUAUAAUAAGCCCGACAAUCAUUUUUAACUAAAAAAAUGGAGAAUCAGCUUAGUGUGGAAGUAAUGCUUAAGUUAGAACAAAAUGGAUCUUUUAUUACUUUUUCUUUUCUUUCUUUUCUCUUUUGAGGAUUCUUAAUUACACUUGUAAAGCAAUUGCUAUACUACUAAUUGAAAUUAAUUAAUUCAUAUGGAAAAAGCCGACAAAAUUAACAAGGAAGGAGUCAUCAAAGUGGGGUUUAGUGCCGUCACCUGUGUUGUGCAUAAAUGAAUAAGUAUAUUUUCAAAGGCUCGCUCUUUUUAGCUUUAACUCGAGAGAUUGCUCUUGUUAAUCCAUUCAAGAAAGGCCCAGAUUGUCUUUUCCAUCAACUCGUAGUUUUCACUUUCUGAUUUGGUUCACCCCCAUUCAGCCUAAAAAAAGUAACAUUACUUCACGUAGUUGAAUUCCCUUUUCUUGAGAACAGAGUGUUUUGUUUCUAGAUACAAGAAUUUUAAUAAUGGAUAGCAGCAAUACUACAAGAACCCAAUUUAAGAGAAUCUGUGUUUUCUGCGGCAGCAACCCGGGCCACAGGAAAGUCUUCAGCGAUGCUGCUGUUGAAUUGGGCAAUGAACUGGUUGGUUUUUACUCUUAUUUAUGAUGGGAUAAGGCGACUGCCUUAAUAUUUGAUUGAUUGACUGUUUUUGGUUGAUGUUCGUUUUUUUGUAAAUUGAUUGUCGCAUUUGCAGUUGGAUUAGUAUGAAUUUCUCAAUUGGGUUUUUGAUGUUUUUGAAAAAGUUUCAGUCUUUGCAAUAGGAGGGACUAUUUAGUAUUUAACCUCUGGCAAACUAACGUAAAAUUUAGUGAAAUUGUGUUUAGUUUUGGAGUCAUGUAAUGGUGGGUUGUAUCUCUGUAGUAAACUGGUCUUCCACAAUUUGACGUUGGUAGUUUCUCCAAGGUUCAAAGAUUGGUUAUCUUGGUACUGUGGAUUGAGUUCUUCUUGUGGUCUUUGGGAAUGGAUUGGUUUUCUUCUCAGUUUGACUAUUUCCAUAGUGUUUGUAGGGUCUUGCUAUUUGACUUUGUGAAUAUUUCAUUUCAGGUCACUCGGAAGAUAGAUUUGGUUUAUGGUGGUGGAAGUGUUGGUUUGAUGGGGAUGAUCUCCCAGAGAGUGUUUGAUGGAAAUUGCCAUGUUCUUGGGGUGAUUCCAAAAGCUCUAGUACCGAUUGAGAUCUCCGGUCAAACUGUUGGGGAAGUACGAAUUGUUGCAGACAUGCAUGAGCGUAAAGCUGAAAUGGCGCGAGAGGCUGAAGCUUUUAUUGCUCUUCCUGGUGGUUAUGGAACUAUGGAAGAAACAUUGGAGAUGAUAACAUGGUCACAACUUGGCAUCCACAAAAAACCAGUCAGUCUUGAAUUGUGUGUUCAUUCUCUGAAUAAAUUUAUAUAUCUCAAUGUCUUAACUACUGAAUUGUUCAUACAGGUAGGCUUACUCAAUGUAGAUGGUUACUAUAACUCUUUGCUAGCAUUGUUUGAUAAUGGUGUUCAAGAAGGCUUCAUCAAACCAGGUGCUCGUCAAAUAGUAAUUUCUGCUCCAACGGCAAAAGAAUUAUUAGAUAAAAUGGAGCAAUACAUUCCUUCCCAUAAUCAAGUUGCCCCUCAAGAGAGCUGGAAAAUGAAGGAACUGGGGAGCUAUCCAAGUGAGAAAAAUCCCAAGUGAAAUCCUAGUUUGUGGUAGGCCAAUCUCCAGAGUAGAUUCCUGAUAUGAAACAUCAUUAUUUGAGUUUGUGUGAGAUUCUGGUCAUUUGGGGCCACAGAUAAUACAUUACUAUGUGACCCCUAAAUCAUUCUUUUGAUUGAAAUAGAAUUUUCAUAUCUGUUUGGUACAGCUAACUCUGAUUAAUGUUAUCAGAUAAUUCAGAUAGUGAACUCUCUUAUUUGUUUUUCAUAUUGGUAGUUGAUCAUUUGGCCAAAACACAGUAACACAGUGCCUUGUGAAACUGUUUAGAUGGUCCCAUUAAGCAGUGAAAUUCACCACAUUUGAAUGGCUAUAGUUAGAACUUAGAGCUUAUCUCCUUAACAACUCAAACUUAUUCCUGUCCACAAAUUUAAGAAAAAAG
This is a messenger RNA of Oldenlandia corymbosa var. corymbosa, 2154 nucleotides long. The record is from the annotation of a GenBank genome assembly. Lineage: Eukaryota; Viridiplantae; Streptophyta; Magnoliopsida; Gentianales; Rubiaceae.